Messenger RNA from Periconia digitata, 923 nucleotides. Lineage: Eukaryota; Fungi; Ascomycota; Dothideomycetes; Pleosporales; Periconiaceae. The record is from the annotation of a GenBank genome assembly.
CCCUUCUCCGAUGUCUCAGCACCUGCAACAUGUCUCAAUUGAUGGGGAAUGCCAUGUCUUCGACUACUCUGUAGAACAUACACAACUCUACCUUGGUUUGUUAGACGUCUUUGACGCCACAGCGUGACCACGCACAAUGACUUACACGCUGAGGCGGUACAAACACACAGUCGAACCCGAACAAUGUUCUUGUUGUUUAAUAAAAGAUUUCCUCCCUCCCGUAAUUGCGUCGACUUCGGGAAAAAAAAAGAUCCUAGAAACGCUCAUGUGAAUAAAAAAUUCCAAAAGAAGACCUCAAAGUUGAGCAAACCAUGCAUUCGCAACGAAAACCAUUAACCACACGACCAGCAGCCCUGAAUGCACUCUAUUCCGGUCCUAAAAUCAACUCCUUCCGCUCCCUCACUGAACCCGAGAUCAAAACAUUCUGUCAAGUCCUACGCGGCCCAGCGUUUCCAUGCACUCCAACCGAAAAGCAGAACCACGACAGAAUGAUAAAGAACCGCUUGAAUCAACUAGACCAGCGAUUCCUCCGCCCUCACCGCACCUUUUCCCUACUAAACCAAAAGGUAAGUAGAACUACCAGCAGCACCAGCAGUAGUAGUACCAGUGUCCAACAACAACCACUAUCACCACCGCCAUUGUGCAAUCUACACAAACCCCUCCACGCCCCUCUAAUUCACUCCAUCUACACGUUCAUCCAGCACGAACUAGAUUCCAAAAUCGGCACGUUCCUCUUCCCGAUCCUCACUCACGCCCAACCCCCCUCACCUUCUUCUACUAUAAAGCAAACCAGCAGCAAUACCACCACCGUAACGCUCUCCCCCGAUAAAAUCCUAGCAGCCCGCCGCCUCGAACCAGCCCUCCAACUCACCCACCCAACCUACACAGUCUCAGCCGCGACCCCACAGGGACACCCACCACUC